GCUUGCUGCUUCAAUCGCCGUGAGCGCUGGCUGACCGUCUGUCACCAAUUUUUAUUGUUUAUGUGUGCGAGUUUUAUUUGAGAAGUGAUAUAUUUUGCAAUUAUCCCAGUUUUCUGCUCGUGAAAAUCCAUAUAUUUUAGUGCAUAUUCCAUCAAUACACCACGGCGGACACUCAGGGCAAUUUCUCUUUGGUGUAUUGAUCAUGAAUUUGGUGAGGCAGUGAAGUGAAUUUGAAGAAUUAGUCGUGACAAUGAAUCCAGAAUUUGAGGAGCGUAUCCUCAAGCACUACAGUCCAACAUCGAGGAAAUUGGGCGAAAACUGUGGAUCUCCGCUGGACAGAUUUAUUCCCUGUCGCGUCAACAAUAACUGGCAGACAAAUUUUGCCACUGUCACCAAGUCUGGUGAUGCCACAACGCCCACCAGUGGCAAAAAGCACCGGGACUAUGGGGAUUCGAUGAGGGAUAGCGUAGCAUAUUCCUGUUUGCUCAGGAAUGAACUCCUGGGGGGAGCAAUUGAUGAUGUCAAGUGCGUGGAUGAAUCCACGCCCACGAAACAUCAAGCUCUGAGCGCCAAAAGGACCCUCUUCAAGUACCAAGCUGAAGAGGAUUCCAGCGAACCCUGCUCCUAUUCACUGUCGCCCAUCAGUGCCAAGAGUCAGAAGCUCCUGCGCUCCCCCAAGAAGGCCAUGCGGAAAAUCUCCCGGAUUCCCUUCAAGGUGCUGGAUGCGCCGGAACUGCAGGAUGACUUCUACCUCAAUCUCGUAGACUGGUCCAAUCUCAAUGUGCUGGCCGUGGGUUUGGGCAGUUGCGUGUACCUCUGGAGUGCGUGCACGAGUCAAGUGACUCGCCUCUGUGAUUUGCACGCAGACAGCAACUCAGUGACGUCAGUGUCGUGGAAUGAGAGGGGUACGUACGUGGCUGUGGGCACGCACCAUGGUUACGUGACGGUGUGGGAUGUGGCUGCGAAUAAGCAGGUAAAUAAAUUGAUGGGGCAUUCGGCUCGCGUGGGGGCGCUGGCGUGGAAUGGAGAUAUCCUGUCGAGUGGCUCGAGGGAUAGGUUGAUUAUGCAGCGUGAUACGAGAAUGGGUUCGGCUGUGCCUGAACGAAGGCUCACGGGGCAUCGGCAGGAAGUGUGUGGGCUGAAGUGGUCGCCGGACAAUCAGUAUCUGGCCAGUGGAGGAAACGACAAUCGGCUGUAUGUGUGGAAUCAGCACGCACUGACACCAGUGCAGUCCUAUUCGGAACACAUGGCGGCUGUGAAGGCUAUUGCCUGGUCACCCCAUCACCAUGGGCUUCUGGCCAGUGGUGGUGGCACAGCUGACAGAUGCAUCCGCUUCUGGAAUACCCUCACGGGACAACCGAUGCAGUGCGUCGACACUGGUUCACAAGUGUGCAACUUGGCGUGGUCCAAACAUUCGUCGGAGCUCGUUUCCACGCAUGGCUAUUCCCAGAAUCAGAUCCUCGUGUGGAAGUAUCCGUCGCUGACGCAGGUGGCGAAGCUAACGGGGCACUCCUACAGGGUGCUGUAUCUGGCACUGAGUCCGGAUGGCGAGGCAAUUGUGACGGGAGCUGGAGAUGAGACACUUCGUUUCUGGAAUGUCUUCAGCAAAGUACGAAGUCAGAAGGAGAACAAGAGUCUCCUCAAUCUCUUCUCUUCCAUCAGAUAGAAAAGAAUUUUGAUAGAGCCCAAAAAAAAAUAGAGACAUCUCAGCUUCACGUGAGUCUUCUUCUCAAUUUCCCCCAAAAAUGCAUUUUCUUUCACGUGAUUUGUUUAUUUUUUUUUCUCGGGGAGGGGGGAGGUGGAAAUUGUUAAGAUGUAAAAAUGCGUGAAUGGGAUAGUGUUUAAAAUUUAGCUUUCUGUGUCAUCUCAGUGUUUUGUCUCUUUACGAUGAGACAGAAUUUUCUUUUCUUGCAAAAUGUACUUCUAGGUGAAAAAUAAUUUUCCGAAAUUAAUAUGAAAUGGAAUAUUUUGCCGUCUUUUUUUUUUGAGGAGGAAAAAAAUAUUGAAAAUUGUACAGAUUCUAUUAGGAAAAAAAAGAAACAAGGUUUAAAUUAUAAGAGAAAAUUCUCAAAAUGGC
Molecule: messenger RNA, 2077 nt
Organism: Phlebotomus papatasi
Lineage: Eukaryota; Metazoa; Arthropoda; Insecta; Diptera; Psychodidae
Gene: fzr
Product: fizzy-related protein homolog
Exons: 4
Coding region: 251-1666 (471 amino acids)
Biological process (GO): positive regulation of ubiquitin protein ligase activity; positive regulation of anaphase-promoting complex-dependent catabolic process; anaphase-promoting complex-dependent catabolic process
Cellular component (GO): anaphase-promoting complex
Molecular function (GO): protein binding; anaphase-promoting complex binding; ubiquitin ligase activator activity
Source: RefSeq, a predicted model, not a curated record